GUGUCUGGUUUGAGGAGCGGGUGGGGCUGAGGUUUUCUUGGGUCCGGUGUCUGACCUGUAGGCGACUGCAGUAUUUUGGGAACCCCCGUACCUGACGGGCGCAUGACAGGAAGUGUGCGGACCCCACUCCUGAUGGGUGACAUGUAGUGAGGGAAUCUUCAAUCUUAGUGUUCAUGGGAAUGACCGAGAGAGCAGGAAGAUCUCUAAGUUCUGGUGAGUCUGGAGCCCCACAAGGACACCCUACUGUCUGCAGGUGGCAGAGUCCCAAAGACAAACAAGAGUCUGUGGAAAAGAUUAAUAUUUUUUUAUGUUUAGGUAUUUUAAAAUACGGGUUUAUUGUGGAAAUGCAUUGCGCAGCUUGAAUAAAAGUACAAAUGCUUAACAUUUUCUUUCUUUCUUUUCAUGAAGAAGAAUCCAGGUUUGAAAAUGGAAAUGUAUGAAACUCUCGGAAAAGUGGGAGAGGGAAGUUAUGGAACAGUCAUGAAAUGUAAACAUAAGGAUACUGGGCAGAUAGUGGCCAUUAAGGUAUUUUAUGAGAAACCAGAAAAAUCUGUCAACAAAAUUGCAACGAGAGAAAUAAAGUUUUUAAAGCAAUUUCAUCAUGAAAACCUGGUCAAUCUGAUUGAAGUUUUUAGACAGAAAAAGAAAAUUCAUUUGGUGUUUGAAUUUAUUGACCACACAGUAUUAGAUGAGUUACAACAUUAUUGUCACGGACUGGAGAGUAAACGACUUAGAAAAUACCUGUUCCAGAUCCUUCGGGCAAUUGAAUAUCUUCACAAUAAUAAUAUCAUUCAUCGAGAUAUAAAACCUGAGAAUAUUUUAGUAUCCCAGUCAGGAAUUACUAAGCUCUGUGAUUUUGGUUUUGCACGAACUCUAGCAGCUCCUGGGGACAUUUAUACGGACUAUGUGGCCACACGCUGGUAUAGAGCUCCAGAAUUAGUAUUAAAAGAUACCUCUUAUGGAAAACCUGUAGAUAUCUGGGCUUUAGGUUGUAUGAUCAUUGAGAUGGCCACUGGAAAUCCCUAUCUUCCUAGCAGCUCUGAUUUGGAUUUACUUCAUAAAAUUGUUUUAAAAGUAGGCAAUUUGACACCUCAUUUACAGAAUAUCUUUUCCAAGAGUCCCAUUUUUGCUGGGGUUGUCCUUCCUCAAGUUCAACACCCCAAAAAUGCAAGAAAAAAAUACCCAAAGCUAAAUGGAUUGUUGGCAGAUAUAGUUCAUGCUUGUUUACAAAUUGAUCCUGCUGAGAGGACAUCGUCAACUGAUCUUUUGCAUCAUGAGUAUUUUACUAGAGAUGGAUUUAUAGAAAAAUUUAUACCAGAACUGAGAGCUAAAUUACUACAAGAAGCAAAAGUCAAUUCCUACAUAAAGCCAAAAGAGAAUUCUAAAGAAAAUGAACUUAGGAAAGAUGAAAGGAAAACAACUUCUACCAAUACACUGUUAAGUACUCCAAUUUUGGGAAAGGAAAUGGAAAAAGAGAAAAGGCCCAAGGAAAUCAAAGUCAGAGUUAUUAAAGUCAAAGGAGGAAAAGGAGAUAUCUUAGAAUCAAAAAAGACAGAGUGUGAAGGUGGACAUUGUCAACAGGAUGCAAUUGAAAAUGUUCAUACUAUAUCUCAAGACACAAAAUCUGUAAUCAGUGAACUACCAAACCCUGUCAAUCCCGGCACUAACUCUAAUGGAAUGAAAAAUGAUCCACAUGCUGGAGGUAGUAUGAUGAUGCCACCUAUCAAUCUAACUAGCAGUAAUUUGGUGGCUUCAAAUCCCAUGUCAAAUCUUUCCCACUCCAAGGUUAGGUUGACUGAAAGAGUGAAAAAGAGACAUACUUCUUCACAAUCUAUUGUACAGUUUAUGUCUAAUAGCAGGCAAGAGGAUGUAGGUCCCACUCAAAGCCAAAUGGAGAAGGGUAUAUUUAAUGAGCGAACAGGUCAAAAUGACCAAAUAGCAAAUGGAAACAAAAGAAAGCUGAAUUUUUCCAGAUCUGACAGGAAGGAAUUCCAUUUCCCAGAACUGCCUUUCACGAUACAGCCCAAGGAGAUGAAAGGAAUGGAAGUUAAACAGAUAAAAGUGCUGAAAAGGGAAUCAAAGAAAACAGAUUCAACUAAAAUACCAACUUUACAUAAUAAGGAUCAAAAAAACCUUUUUUGUUUAUAGUUUUAGUAAGGAGUGCUGUUUGGAACCCUUGACUUGGUGUGUAAAUUUAGUUAUUACUAAAAGUUACAUAAACAUUCAAAAUUCUGUAAUCUUUGAACCUGAGAAACAGAUUUAUAUUCUCUGAAAGUAACAUAUUAAUAAAAGUUUUUAGAAGUUA
Messenger RNA from Panthera uncia (snow leopard), 2305 nucleotides. It is a transcript of the gene CDKL3, whose product is annotated as cyclin dependent kinase like 3. The transcript is spliced from 11 exons. NCBI's taxonomy places the organism in Eukaryota, Metazoa, Chordata, Mammalia, Carnivora, Felidae. Gene Ontology annotation, cellular component: nucleus. The coding region runs from base 403 to 2148 and encodes 581 amino acids. The record is from RefSeq and is a predicted model, not a curated record. Gene Ontology annotation, biological process: dendrite extension; negative regulation of axon extension; protein phosphorylation. Gene Ontology annotation, molecular function: ATP binding; cyclin-dependent protein serine/threonine kinase activity.